UUCGAACUCUUGCGGAGCUUCGACCUAUGUUGCGGUUGCAGUCGAACACAAAUGCCCACUCGUCACCAUCGCUGAAUUCCCGCGACCCUGAGGCUGACAAGUACUCCAUGCUACUGGCAAACAUCAAAUGUGUUCUUGAUCGUCAUUCGAGUGGGACGUCUCCUGUGUCUAAGUCUGCGUCUGUCGCUGGGACACGUGCAACCACCGCUAUCCACACUGAGAGACCGCCUCCGCAAGCCAUAGUGACCGAAUGGGGCGAUAGUGUGUGUGACUAUCCGCUGCAUCGAUUUCCUCUGCUUAAUUCACACCACACCGCUGAUCCACUGGCUCAUUCGAGGAGUUGCCAAUCGCUUCCUUCCGAACCACUAGGAAGCAUUACCCAUCGGUCGUCCGCACGCGAUCGUGUGACGGGUUGGUUACACGCUGGCACUAGCAUCGAGAGUGUUGUGCAGAGAGGAACACGUGCGUACGAAGAACACGAGAGCACGCAGCUGUCCGAUGAGACAUUGAUCAGUCGACUGCUGUUCCCAACCCCUUGUGGACAGAAAUGCAUGGAAACAAUAAGCGAAAUUGACUACUCCCUAUCCUCCAGCUUCAUCAGCGCGAAUCUAGGACAUUUAGACACCCUGACGAACAACUCCGGGUCGUCCAACAUGGAAUCAGACGAGCAGACCACGAUUGUGGAUGACUCAGCCACGGACACUGAUCAGAGUGUAUUCCUGGCUGGCUUAGUGGAAAAGUAUUUGCAACGACGAGUAGAUGUGCCCAAAGCACCCCACAGGCGAGCGAUGCAACCCACUUCAAAAGCUAAACGAAUACCAUCAAAACGCGAAUCGGCCGACGUUACACGGUUUGGUGGUCUAAACCCGAUGGAUGUCAGUCUAGCCACCCGCGACUAUUUGAGUCGACACGGUAUUCUUGGCGAACAUGAAGGUGAUCCCGACCGGUUGAGCCCCACUCAUGAUGAUCACCAUAAAGUCAAGCCCACAAAAAGCAUACCUCCGGCUUCUUCGACUCUCAUCCACCCUAACAAAUUGGAUGCUUGCUGUUACUACGCCUCUUCGCCUAGAGACCGAUCAGCUAUAUCUGCGUCCCCUGUACCAAAUCUGUUAGAUGGGCUUAUAAUUCAGCAAUCGCCCUUGACCGACACUUCCUGUGCGUCCUCUCGUGCACACGCUUCAGAUGAAUGGUUUCCUGGACAUCCCUACAGACACACUACAAGUGAUACCACGCACCAAAUUCUGGACAUUGAGCAUUUACGUUCGCUGCCAAAACUCCUCUAGUUCAUGCUUUUGCUUGUACGACCACUUGUUUCACUCUAAUUUCCCUGCGUUUACACAAUUGUUUUGCAACCUUUUCUUUGCUUUCUCCCUAUAUACAAAUGUUU
Messenger RNA from Dicrocoelium dendriticum, 1387 nucleotides. The record is from the annotation of a GenBank genome assembly. Lineage: Eukaryota; Metazoa; Platyhelminthes; Trematoda; Plagiorchiida; Dicrocoeliidae.